Astyanax mexicanus (Mexican tetra) is the source of this 1930-nucleotide messenger RNA. RefSeq names its product zinc finger protein 207, b (gene znf207b). Bases 130 to 1392 code for a protein of 420 amino acids. The record is from RefSeq and is a predicted model, not a curated record. Gene Ontology annotation, cellular component: nucleus. NCBI's taxonomy places the organism in Eukaryota, Metazoa, Chordata, Actinopteri, Characiformes, Acestrorhamphidae. The transcript has 10 exons.
UUUGUGAAUAAGAGAGGAAGGAAAACGUCACGCGCCAUCUUUUUUUUAAACGGAGUGAAGAUUCACGGUGUUUUUGGAGAGAGUGUUUUUUUUUCUUUCCGGCCUGUGUGUUUUAUUUACGCAGAUAAAAUGGGAAGAAAGAAGAAGAAGCAGAUGAAGCCGUGGUGCUGGUACUGCAACAGAGACUUUGAUGACGAGAAGAUUCUAAUCCAACAUCAAAAAGCAAAACACUUCAAAUGUCAUAUAUGUCACAAAAAACUGUACACAGGACCUGGGUUAGCUAUACAUUGUAUGCAGGUGCACAAAGAAACAAUAGAUGGUGUUCCAAAUGCAAUACCUGGCAGAAUUGAUAUAGAGUUGGAAAUCUAUGGUAUGGAAGGCAUUCCAGAAAAGGAUAUGCAAGAACGAAGAAGAGUACUUGAACAAAAAUCUCAGGAGAGCCAGAAGAAGAAACAGAACCAGGAUGAUUCAGAUGAGGAUUCAGAGGAAGAUGAAGCUGGACCUUCACAGCAGACGGCAGCGCAGCCACAGGCUGCCUACAUGCCCCCAAUGGCUCAACCUGGUGUGCCCCCCGGAGCACCUGGCAUGCCCCCUGCUAACUACUCAGGUAUACCCCAUAUGAUGCCAGGUGUGCCACCGAUGAUGCCUGGUAUGCCCCCAGUGAUGCCAGGCAUGCCGCCAGGAAUGAUUCCCAUGGCAGGAAUGAUGCCCCCGGGGCCUGGAAUGCCCCCAAUGAUGCCAGGCAUGCCUCCAGGCAUGCCUCAUCAUAUGGCUCGUCCUGGGAUGCCUCCGAUGGCCCAGGCAGCCCCUGUUGUGGCUCCAGUUGUGGCAUCCAGACCUGCUGGACCUGUAGCCCAGUCUACUGCCACUAAACCCCUUUUCCCUAGUGCUGUUCAGGCUCAGCAGACAGUGUCUGGUCCACCCUCCACCAGUUCUGAGCCCCCCAAACCAACAUUCCCGGCCUACACCCAGCCGCCCACAACUGCCUCCCCCGCUGGCCCUGCCAGCAACACUGUGGCCAAGCCACCCGCCACAGUGUCCACCAAGCCGGCCACGCUGUCCACCGGCAGUGCUACCAGUAAGUUGAUGCACCCUGAUGAGGAUAUCUCGCUGGAAGAGAGACGGGCGCAGCUGCCUAAGUAUCAGAGAUUAAUGCCUAGGCCUGGGCAAAUUACUGUUGCAGGAGUCAACUCUAACACAGCGGGAGGGCCGAUGCCCCCACAGCAGCCGCCAGUUAGGCACCCCAUGCACGGUCAGUAUGGAGCACCUCCUCAGGGUAUGCCAGCUUAUAUGGCAGGUGGGAUGCCUGCAUAUGGCCAAGUGCCACAGUAUCAGGGUGGUCCACCCAUGGGCAUGAGACCACCAGUCAUGUCUCCAGGAGGCCGAUAUUGACACAGCCCUUGAGUUCUGAUAGGUUUGGUGCCCUGCCCUUUUCUAAUAGUGUGCUGUUUAUUUGGCCAAAAAAAAAAAAAAAUAAAAACAAGCUGUACAUCCGUCCCAAGAUGAAGACGGCGCCCCACACAGGACAGUUUGACACAUUGAGAAUUGAAAAGUAAGCUGUAUCGAUGUUGCUGUUGAUGCAUGUGGCUUUUUUUUUCCUAUUGUGUUUUUAUUCAGGUUGUAUAAGUACAGUGUUUUAAACAGUGAUUUAAUGAUUUUUUGAAGCUGUGGAAGUAAGUUUCCACAUUUACUUCUAUCCGGUAAAACAACUUAUUUUUCUUAUUGAUUCAUGAAGCCUUCACAGCAUGUUCGCGUGCUGUUGGACUUUCCGUCCCCAUCAUUUGAUCGGUGAGGGCUUCAGAAUGUCCAGUACUUGUGUAUCAUUCCUUAAUUCAGGUUUUAAGUUCCAGUAAAGGUAAAAAUGGAUAAAUGUUCAGACAGUUUCUUUUUUGGAACAUAAACUGUAAUAAAACUUAAUUUCAUUUUUUUU